CUAGAAUAUCUAGGGGCAUUUUCUUUAAUAUCACUCCUGAGUCCUGAGGCUUAGGUAAACAUGACAACCUUGCUUAAAAAGCAAGAUCAUAAAUAAAAGAGGAAAGAAGCAACAAUUGGGUGUGACUCCUAGUCCUAUGUCUGUGUCAUCCUUCCAGUGAAAGACUAGCAGAGACAGAAUGCCACAAGAGGACGAUGAAUCAGAGAUCAAGCUUCUCAAGAAAGAACUUGAAGUGUCUCGGGCCACGAUUGAACCAUUGGAGAAAGAGAACCAGGAGUUAAAACAGGAAGUAAGCCGUCUAAAAGCACAAAUAAGUUCCCUUAGAGCACACAAUAAUGAGAGGAAGACCAUGCUAUGGAAGAAGUUACAGAAUUCCUUGGACAGCAACUAUACAGAUGCAUCUCAACACAAACCAUCAAUUUUCAUGAGUGUAUCAGAACAACGUCCAGGAGUACCAGAAAAGACGAGUGCCGGAACAGAUAUCCCAGAAGCAAUAGCAGAGAAGAAAACAAUAAAGGUACCAAACCCACCACCAAGGCCUCAUUCAAUCACUCCUUCCUUGCCUAAGGAAGUAGUGAAAGGAAACACAGCACCACCAACACCGCCACCACCGCCACUGCCAUCAAAAUUGCUAGCUGGGUCAAGAGCAGUGCGGCGAGUGCCAGAGGUUAUGGAGUUAUACCGUUCACUAACUAGGAGAGAUGCCAACAAGGACAACAGAACCAAUCCUGCAGGAACUCCAGUAGUUGCGUUUACUAAGAACAUGAUUGGAGAAAUAGAAAAUCGCUCAUCAUAUCUUUCAGCUAUAAAAUCAGAUGUGGAAAGUCGCGAAGAAUUCAUCAAGUUCUUGGUUAAAGAGGUAGAGUCUGCAGCUCAUAGAGAUAUAUCUGAGGUAGAGUCAUUCGUGAAAUGGCUAGAUGAGGAAUUAUCAUCACUGGUUGAUGAAAGGGCAGUACUUAGGCAUUUCCCACAGUGGCCAGAACGUAAAGCAGAUGCACUAAGGGAGGCUGCUUUCACCUACCGAGAUCUAAGGAGCCUUGAAUCUGAAGUUUCACAUUUUGAGGACAACCCAAAAGAGCCUUUGGCCCAGGCUCUAAGAAGAAUUCAAGCAUUGCAAGACAGGUUGGAACAAAGCAUCGACAAUAUAGAAAGGAUGAGGGAAAGCACAAGCAAGAGGUACAGGGAUCUCCUAAUCCCUUGGGAAUGGAUGCUGGACACAGGCCUAAUUGGUCAGAUGAAAUUAAGUUCACUAAAGCUGGCCAAGGAAUACAUGAAAAGGAUAGCUAAAGAACUGCAGUCUGAUGAAUGCUCAAAUGAUGACAAUCUUAUGCUUCAAGGAGUUCGAUUUGCAUAUCGAGCACACCAGGCGGUUUUGAUGCAGAGACCAUACAAGUAUUUCAAAAGCUAAAGAAAGUCGGCUUGGGUAGUGACAAAUGAUUACACGCAUGGCUAAACACCCCAGAGAUGUUAGAAGAAUGUGGAAAUUAUCUAGCUGUAUACUAUCAAUCUACCAGUGUGAGGUUAAGUACCAUACAAGUUAAAUUAGCUAUUUAAUAUUGGAAAUAUUUGGUAUAUAUCAAUUUAGACAAGGAUAAGUUCCAAUAUGAUAAAUCUGAGUUCUAGUAUUCUAAGACACGUUCAAAGUU
This is a messenger RNA of Quercus robur (English oak), 1646 nucleotides long. Its product is annotated as protein CHUP1, chloroplastic. The transcript is spliced from 5 exons. Gene Ontology annotation, biological process: chloroplast organization. The record is from RefSeq and is a predicted model, not a curated record. Gene Ontology annotation, cellular component: chloroplast outer membrane. Lineage: Eukaryota; Viridiplantae; Streptophyta; Magnoliopsida; Fagales; Fagaceae. Bases 179 to 1408 code for a protein of 409 amino acids.